CUUCUGACUUUUUUCUGAAAGCACCAUAUCUUCCAUUAACUUGAUAAUGACUACUUCUCCUCCACAUUGUCCAAAAAUAAUAUCUAACAUUACCAAACACAGCCAUUAUAUGAUUGAGAUCUCUAGACCCAUCCAAUUAGAGAUCUUUUAGAAGCUAACAAAGUUAGCAAGUAUUAGUCAUGGCUUUGAUAUGGGCAACACUUGUUAUUAUUAUUGUGUAUGCAUUUUAUGAGCUGCUAAACAACAUCCAGAAGAGGAAAAGUUAUCCUCCAGGUCCAAAAGGACUUCCCAUUAUAGGACAUCUUCACUUGUUAGGAAAAAAUCCACACCAAGAUUUCCUAAAACUAGCAAAAACACAUGGUCCACUUAUGUAUGUUAGACUGGGACUAGUACCUACAAUCAUUGUCUCGUCUGCGGACACAGCGGAGAAGGUCCUCAAGACAUAUGAUCAUAUCUUUGCUAGUAGACCUCACAAUGAGGCAGCUUAUUAUUUAGCAUAUGGACAGAGGAAUAUGAUAUCCGCAAAGCAUGGACCAUACUGGCGCAGCAUGCGCAAAUUGUGCACUCAGCACCUUUUCAGUAACCAAAAGAUCAAUUCAUUUCAAUCUAUGAGAAGGCAACAAGUUGAGGUUAUGAUCAAAUCACUUAAAAAUGGAACUUGUGAUCAUCGCGUUGUUGUUGAUCUUAGUGCAAAGAUUUCGUCUUUGAAUGCUGACUUGACUUGCUUGAUGGUGUUUGGAAAGAAGUACAUGGAUGAAAUUUUGGACAAGAGGGGAUUCAAAGCUCUUGUCAAAGAGGUUGACGAAUUAGCAGCGACACCAAAUCUUGGAGAUUUUUUCCCCUUCCUCGGCGUAAUUGAUCUCCAGGGACUCACUCGCCGGCUCAAGGAUCUUUCAAAAGUGUUUGAUGACUUUCUUGAGAAGAUUAUCGAUGAACAUGUCCAGUCUGGUGACCAGAAGCAAUCUAAAGACUUUGUUGACACCAUGUUGGACAUUAUGCAAUCAGGAGAAGCAGAAUUUCAAUUUGGCCGUAGCCAUAUAAAAGCUAUACUCUUCGAUAUGUUAGUUGCAGCCAUGGGCACUUCAGCAACAGCGAUAGAAUGGAUACUAACAGAGCUUCUUCGGCAUCCUCAUGUGAUGAAGAAACUCCAAAAAGAGUUGGAACAAGUGGUAGGACUUGAAAAAAUGGUAAAAGAAUCAGACUUGGAGAAGUUAAACUACUUAGACAUGGUUGUAAAGGAGGGCUUGAGGCUGCAUGCCGUAGCGCCACUAGCACCUCACGAGGCAAUGGAAGAUUGUGUAGUCAAUAGCUUCCACAUACAAAAAGGAUCCCGUAUCCUGAUUAACUUCUAUGCUGUUCAAAGGGAUCCAAAUAUUUGGCCUGAACCUGAAAAGUUUUUGCCCGAGAGGUUUUUUGGGAGCAGUGUAGACAUUCGUGGACAUGACUUCCAACUUUUACCAUUUGGCUCGGGUAGAAGAAGUUGUCCUGCAAUGCAGUUGGCAAUUGUCCUUGUCCAAUUUACAGUGGCACAACUGGUGCAUUGCUUUGAUUGGGAGCUUCCAAAUGGUAUGCAGCCUAGUGAUUUGGAUGUUGAGGAGCACUUUGGGUUAGCAACAAGCAGAGCAAAUCCUUUAAUGGCUAUUCCUACUUAUAGACUAAAAAAGAAUGCUUAAUCUCAAACGAUACAAUAUGGUGCAAUAAUCAAUUAAAGGAAGAUCAAAUGAGAGAUUAUAUACAUAAAAAUAAUGGAGUUGGCUGAAAUAGUUGACCUUAAUUAAACCGUUUCUUCUCUGCUUUACUGGUCAUGCUAUCUCUCAGACUACACUCCUUUGUAAUUUGUUUUUUCUCUUUAGUAUUUGUGGAGCUAAUAAGAAAUGUAUUCGUUUCACAAUGUAAUACAGAAUACGUUGCGAAAA
Solanum pennellii is the source of this 1916-nucleotide messenger RNA. RefSeq names its product cytochrome P450 CYP736A12-like. The transcript has 2 exons. Gene Ontology annotation, molecular function: monooxygenase activity; heme binding; oxidoreductase activity, acting on paired donors, with incorporation or reduction of molecular oxygen. The record is from RefSeq and is a predicted model, not a curated record. Bases 180 to 1673 code for a protein of 497 amino acids. NCBI's taxonomy places the organism in Eukaryota, Viridiplantae, Streptophyta, Magnoliopsida, Solanales, Solanaceae.